GAAUUCUGCAAGCAACGACAGUCAGAACACUCUAACUGUAGUUUUCCACGCGAUAUUAUCUAAUAAAUUUAAAUUAGAGGAUGGGACAAAGAUUGUAAUUCGUGGAGAUGAGCCUCUUUUUGCAGGUGGUUGGAAUAAAGGUGGUGUACCUGUUACCACAGCUCCGUAAGUAUAUCGUACAGAUUGUUACGUUCACCGCGUAACAAGAAAGACUUAAAAACAGAAGAGUCUUGUGUUUUAAGUUAUUUAUUAAUAAAAGAAAACUAAAAGAACGAAGAAUCAGGAUAGUUUAAACUUAUCUGUCUAUUGACAAUGACAUAGCUUUGCUUUUCAGACUUUGUCCUUUCACACUUUAUAAUAUAAUUCCUUUCCUUUAAGUCUUUACGACGACAAUAACUCCACAAUAUCAACUUCUUCUUUAACAACAACAGCAAUUAUCUCUAAACUUUUAUUUAUCUCACUAGCUUAAGCUUUCGCUGCUUAUAUACUGUCCGCAAGGUAUUAAUAGAACAUUACAUAAUUACUAUUUUUAGAUAUUACGUAAAUGAUAAAUAUAGCAAAAGCAUGAGUCAGCAUAAUGACGUAAUGUCUUAAAUUAAGAGUGUUCAUGACGUGACUGACUUCACGUCACAAGAUACAUUUUCAACAUCCAAUUUGUGACUCGCAUUAUUUGGGCACAUGCAUGCAUGGUGUUAAACUGCAACAACUGGAAUUAGAAGAAUACUGUAUAGUGAGGCUGCAAUCAAACAUUUUAGGACAUUGUAUUGGGGCAUGUGUGGUAAAAAUCACAACAUCAGAAAUUGUACAGAGUAAUGACCAUAUCGCUCAACAUUCAUUUUAUGUCAUCAUGCGCUCAGCCAAAGAUUUUGCGCCUUUUUUUGUUGUAGCUACUUUACUUUAAUCUAUCUAGGCCUAUAAAUUUUGGAGCUUCACUUAUGCAUCACGCGCAUUCAAUUAAGUGCCGAUAUUAUUUAGUUGGUAUAUUCAUUAUACAGAGCUAGGAAGGAGCGAGACAGUGUUGUUUUCAAAUAUCUAAACAUUUCAGAAAUGAAUACUGAGAAAAUCUUUGAGAUUCUACGCAUUGUACGCAAUAUAUAAAUUGAUGUUAUAUGCAUUACCGGCAUUCAAUUAAGUGCCUAUCGAUAUUAUUUAGACCGCGUAUUCAUUAUACAUUAGACAGAUUUAGAAAAGACGACGCGACUUCAAAGACGACAUGGAUGUCGUCAUUUGGCGCUAACUAUCGUCAGCUUCUGGUUUGUGACGUCGUCUUGGACGAUUUCACGACGCGAAAAUACAAUUUUUACGUACGUCCUCUCUAGAACGUCACAGAUUUAUGCUUCUUUUAAAAAAAUAUGAGAGUAUGUAUAAUAAAUAUCAGCCUAUUUUGUUCCCCAUGUAUUGUUUAAUGAUUCGAUCUAUAGUUAAAGUUUUUUCAUUGACAAGGUUGUUUUUCUUGUAUUUCGCUAAAUUUUGGACGAGUUGAUUUUUGACAAAUACUUUCGGUCGCCAUAACAAAUCAACAAAACUGCAAGCAUUGUUAAUAAACCACUUCAAUACCGCUAGUAUUCUUCACCAAAACAAACAUUUUAGAACAACUGAACCGAAGUUAUAUUAACAACUGGCAAGGAAACCUUUGGAAGAUAGAAGAAUAAAAGCACUAAAAAGCAGUAAAAACUCGAUCAAUUUUAUAUAGUUGCUUUGUCACAACAGUGCAAAAAGUAGGACAAGUAAAAAAUAGCUUUCCAGCGUGAAAAACUAUCGUAAACAGUAUUAAAGUCUACCAAUAUAAACACUGAUGCCAUAUUUAUACUGAACAGUUGAUAAACUUGAUUAAGUAGGCUACAAACUAAAGCAUUCAGCUCGUAAACAAUACUUGCAGCUAUUGUAUUUAUUCCAAAUGAUGCAACAAAGUUCACUUUUCAAAAUACCGAAAUAUACGUCUUUUUCUAAAAAAAACUUAGUGAAUGUUCAUACUAAUUGAUCAGGAAACACUUUGCCAGUAUUAUAUAGCCUUUUGUAGGACAUAUCUUGACAACUGAUAGAAAACAAUACAGGAAUGAGCAGGUAACAAGAAAACAAAAAUUUGUUUUGAAAAAGAAAAACAAGCCGUCCCAGUUUAAACCCGGAAGUGAACGCGAGGUGCAUACGUAAUUUUCACGUCGUCUUAGACGUCGCGUCGUGUUUUCUAAAUCUAUCUAUUGACUGCAUAAGGUGCUACACCACAGAAUAGAUGGCUACACUCAGUACAAAAAAAAAUUUGCACUUAUCAGAUCAAUAAAGCGUAAACAACUAUUAAACAGAAGCGGGUGUUUGUAUGGCGUUUACGAAGAAAAUAACUUGCGAGACUAUUAAAAGAAAUCAGUUGAGUCCGAGCUCUUUAUUUACACAAGAAAGACGAGGAGAUAGCCAACGUGUUAUCGCCAAUCGCUUGGCUCGCCAACAAGCUUCAUGUAAUAGAAGAAAAAGGCAAGGUGGUAGUCAACGUGUACCGUCACGGACCUUGUCCUUGUUUACUGUAUAGUCUGUAUAGCACAACGGUGCAAACUCUACCAGAUCUUACGAUGCAACGAUGCAACGAUAACUCUACCAGAUCUUACGAGAAUCAAUCUGUACACAGAGCUGUAUCAAAGCAGUCAAAACUGGUAUAAACACUGCUAUAACUGUGAAACUAUUGAAAUCUAAAGUGACAUUGAAUACAUGCGAAAAGCUGAAAAUGACACAACUUGACACUGGGAAUAAGUCGAAUGUCAAUGAGACUUGUUACUGUGAAACAUGUCACAAUUAGGUUAAAAUGCGGAAGCGGAUGGAGCGGAUCCACGGAACGGAUAUGGGGUUAAAAUACGGAACGGAUGGGAAUAAAAUGCAUCCUUUUGAUGAUGUAACGUCGUAGUGCUUAUUAUUCAUAACAUACUUAGGGCGCAAUUCCAGUCCUCACACGAAGCUCGCUGCGAGUGCAUGCAUGAGCACUUUCAUCCAAUCACAAUGCUUAAGAGUUGAUUUUUAUUAAAUGCAAGCACUCGCAGCGAGCUGCGAGGAGCUUCGUGCGAGGACUGGAAUUGUGCCUUUAUACAGCUAUUUCAGCUAAAGUUGUCACUGAGACAAUAGUCAAAUGUGCAAUAUGGGCGCUAAGAGGAUGGUGAGAAUAAUCAUAGGUUUAAAUAAUUCUAGCAUAUCAGUAUAGCCUCGUGGGUAUGCUUUUAGCGACAGCUGCAAAUGCAAAUGAAAUUUUAGAAUAUGCAAAAUUUGGUUGUUGGUGAAACAAUUUAAAUUUCGAGUUGUCGCGUGUAGCAUCACAAUAAAUAAAUAAAUUGUAUCAGUUCCACGAGGCACGACGUUUCUGAUGUGUUAGACUUGUUUCAAACGUCGCGCUACUCAUGUGCCGAACGCAUUAGAAACAAUAGAUAAUGAGAUGAAAUGCCUUUGGUAACUGUUUAUUUCGUAGUGUAAGCCAUCAGCUUUUAUAUAUUUUUAGUGUCUUUUUCAAUUUGAAACUUCACACUAUCCUGGGAUCCCUAGUUAACGUUUUCUCUGUGAAUCGUAUACGUAUGUUCAUGAUCUAUAGUGCAUUAUGCCAUUAUUAAGUGAAAUCAGGCUCUCAAGUGAUAGCGAAGCAUGCAUUACGCACAGCAGGUUAUGACUAUACAGGGUGUAUAAAAAAAAACUGAACAGAUUUGAAAUUGCUCUCAAUUUCGCAAAACACCUAUUUGUAUCUGGUUUUUAGAUAUAUAGCUUCUUUGGGUACUUAUAAUGUAAAAUAAUGAAAAAAAUUUCUCGAACUCAAAUUUUGUGAACCAGGGGGGUGUGUCUUUCCCAACAAACUAAAAAUGGCUCGCGCACAAAAUUUAAAAGCUGUAAUCAUAUUUUGAGUUAAUAGAUUGAAAAUUUGUCGGGUUUUUAAUUACUGUACAAAAUUUCAGACAAUUUGGUUUAGUUUAAGCCCUUUAACUAUUCAUUUUGUUCUAAAAAGUCAGCCUUUCGCAUGCUUAAUUAAUGCCUUUACCUAAUUUGGAUAUUGCUGACAUAUGCAAAUUAGGCAAAUGCAUUAAUUAAGCAUGCAAAUAGCUGAUUUUUCGGGAAAAUUGUAACUUUGCGUGAAUAGUUAAGGGGCUUAAACUAAACAAAAUUGUCUGACAUUUUGUACAGUAAUUAAAAACCCGACAAAUUUUCCAUCUGUUAACUCAAAAUAUAAUUGCAGCUUUUAAAUUUUGUGCGCGAGCCAUUUUUAGUUUGUUGGAAAAGACACACCCCCCUGGUUCACAAAAUUUGAGUUCGAGAAAUUUUUCUCAUUAUUCUACAUUAUAAGUACCCAAAGAGGCUAUAUAUAUAAAAAACCGUAUACAAAUAGCUGUUUUGCGAAAUUGAAUCUGUUCAAUUUUAAAUCUGUUCAGUUUUUUUUUAUACACCCUGUAUAAUGAUACAAUCUGCCGAUCGCACAAAGCAUAAAUUCUUCUUGUACUAUUAAGAAAAUAUAUAUAAAGCGACAAAUUAAAGCUAGCUUGAAAAUGAAAGCUGUUCAUAAAAUUUCCCCCCCAUUUUUUUAUACAUCAUUGUAUUCGGAAUAAAUAAAUAAGCAUCCAUCAUAUAUUUCAGCACAAUUUACUUUGUUUAUAUAGAUAUCGUGACAAACAGUUGGUGUUACACGGCGAACUUAAGGUUCCGCUGCGGCUUGCCUCCUUCGGAUGGGGGUACAAAUAUGUAUUAAUGAAUAAGAAGAAUAAACCUAGCUAUGAAGUGCUAGUUGAAUUCAAGUGGUGGGCGUCGGGCAUCAUGAACAGAUGUCUUGUUAUUGGAAAAGAUUAUACUGCAGAAAAUGGUAAGUUAACUGACUAA
This is a messenger RNA of Paramuricea clavata, 4830 nucleotides long. NCBI's taxonomy places the organism in Eukaryota, Metazoa, Cnidaria, Anthozoa, Malacalcyonacea, Plexauridae. The record is from the annotation of a GenBank genome assembly.